GUGGCGACGGCCAUCUUGAAUUUCCACACGCCACAAAUCUUCCAACUUUCUUUCACCCUAUCUCUGGCGUUGGAGUACUCCACAGGCUUUUGCAAAGUCUGAAAGGACCAGUAUUCCCUCCGUAGACCACUAGAGUCCUCUUGUGGUAUUUUAACGCAAAAUGCUCACAAAAUUUGAGACGAAGUCUGCCCGAGUGAAAGGCAUUUCAUUCCACCCCAAGCGGCCAUGGGUGCUUGCCAGUCUUCAUAAUGGUGUCAUCCAACUCUGGGACUACCGCAUGUGUACUUUAUUGGAACGCUUUGAUGAGCAUGAUGGUCCCGUCCGUGGGAUAAAUUUUCACACUGUACAGCCGUUAUUUGUGUCUGGUGGUGAUGAUUACAAAAUCAAGGUGUGGAAUUACAAGCAAAAACGUUGCUUGUUUACCUUGCUUGGCCAUCUUGACUACAUCAGGACAACGUUCUUUCACCAUGAAUACCCAUGGAUUCUCAGUAGCUCUGACGAUCAGACGAUCCGGAUCUGGAAUUGGCAAUCUAGGACGUGCAUAUGUGUUCUAACUGGACAUAACCACUAUGUGAUGUGCGCCCAGUUUCACCCAAGUGAAGACAUGGUGGUGUCUGCCUCUCUCGACCAGACUGUCCGAGUUUGGGACAUCUCAGGCUUGCGCAAGAAGACAGUUGCUCCAGGUGCGACUGGACUUGAUGACCACCUCAAGUCCCCUGGCCACACUGAUUUGUUUGGGCAGUCAGAUGCCAUUGUCAAGCAUGUUCUAGAGGGCCAUGACCGUGGGGUGAACUGGGUUGCCUUCCAUCCCACAAUGCCACUGAUAGUGUCUGGUGCUGACGACAGACAGGUCAAACUUUGGCGAAUGAAUGAUUCCAAGGCAUGGGAAGUAGACACCUGUCGAGGCCACUACAACAAUGUGUCAUGCGCAUUGUUCCACCCUCGCCAAGAGCUGAUGCUGAGCAACUCUGAGGACAAAAGCAUCCGAGUAUGGGACAUGUCCAAGAGGACAGGCGUUCAGACAUUCCGCAGAGAGCAUGACCGAUUUUGGACAAUUGCUGCACACCCCACCCUUAACCUUUUUGCAGCAGGUCAUGAUAGUGGAAUGAUUGUAUUCAAGCUUGAGAGGGAGAGGCCAGCCUAUGCUGUACAUGGCAACACCCUUUAUUACGUCAAGGACCGUUAUCUGCGAAUGUAUGAGUUUGGGACAUCAAAAGAUGUUCCUGUUAUGCAGUUUAGAAGGAAUUCAACUCGCACACCUGUCCAUUCACUGUCAUUCAACCCUGCUGAGAACUGCAUUCUACUAAACACGAGUGCAAGUAACCCUGAAAACAGUGUGUACGAGCUCCAUGCCAUCCCAAAACAGAUUGACAGCAGCAACCCAGAAGUGUCUGAAGGCAAGAGGGCCUCUGGAUUAACCUCUGUGUGGGUCGCUCGCAAUAGGUUUGCCGUUCUGGACCGCACACACACUCUUCUUAUCAAGAACCUCAAGAACGAGGUGACCAAGAAGGUGACAGCGCCUGCUUGCGACAUGAUCUUCUAUGCAGGGACGGGCAGCCUCCUGUUAAGAGAUGCUGAGUCAGUCACACUUUUUGAUGUCCAGCAAAAGCGGGCUCUGGCUUCUGUAAAGGUCAGCAAAGUACGGUACACUGUGUGGUCACCUGACAUGUCUUAUGUGGCCCUUCUCAGCAAGCACGUUGUUGCUAUCUGCAACAGGAAGCUUGAGAGUCUUUGCACCAUUCAUGAGAACAUCCGUGUGAAGAGCGGGGCAUGGGAAGAGAGUGGUGUCUUCGUCUACACCACGAGUAACCACAUCAAGUAUGCCCUGACCAACGGCGACCAUGGCAUCAUCAGAACCCUUGAUUUGCCAAUAUACAUCACUAGAGUUAAGGGCAGCAGUGUAUACUGUCUGGACAGAGAAUGCAAGACAAGAGUUCUAGGGAUUGACCCCACUGAGUUCAAAUUCAAGCUGGCGCUUAUCAACCGCAAAUAUGAUGAGGUCUUACACAUGGUGCGUAAUGCAAAACUUGUGGGUCAGUCCAUCAUAUCGUACCUACAGAAGAAGGGAUACCCUGAGGUUGCUUUACACUUCGUCAAAGAUGAGAAAACUAGAUUUGGACUUGCCCUGGAGUGUGGUAACAUUGAGGUUGCCCUGGAGGCAGCAAGAGCCCUAGAUGACAAGGCAUGCUGGGAGAGUCUUGGUGCUGCCGCCCUGCGCCAGGGUAACCACCAGGUCGUGGAGAUGGCCUACCAGCGCACCAAGAACUUUGACAAACUAUCAUUCCUCUACCUCAUCACUGGCAACAUGGAGAAACUCAAGAAGAUGCAAAAAAUUGCUGAGAUACGCAAAGACAUGAGUGGCCAGUACCAUAAUGCACUCUACACUGGUGACGUGGAAGAGAGAGUUAAGAUCCUGAAGGCGCUUGGCCAAGGACCCCUAGCUUACCUUACUGCAGCAUCUCACGGCUUGACAGAGGAAGCGGAAGACAUCAAGAGCACCUUUGAACUUGAUGACGCCACUCUUCCCAGGGUAAACCCAAAUGCUAGGCUUCUACAGCCACUGGUCCCUAUCCUGCAAAAUGAGGGUAACUGGCCUCUGCUCACAGUCAGCAAGACAUUCUUUGAGGGAGCCAUUGCUGCAAAGUCGGGUGGAGCUGCCGCCAUGGUGCCUGAAGAUGUGGGAGAUGCAGGGGGAGAGGGUUGGGGCGAAGAUGCGGAACUCAUCCUUGAUGAGGAUGCUGGAUUUGAUGCUGAUGAAGAUGUGCUUGCUGUUGGUGAUGAGGAGGGUGGUGGAUGGGACGUAGGAGAUGACGAUCUGGAACUCCCCCCGGACCUGGAUGUUGGUGGCCCUGCCGCGCCCACUGGCGAAGAAGGCUACUUCGUCCCUCCUAACAAGGGCAUCAGCCAGGCCCAAGUCUGGUGUAAUAACUCACAGCUACCUGUGGACCAUGUGCUGGGCGGAUCCUUUGAGAGUGCUAUGAGGCUUCUUCAUGAUCAGAUCGGCGUGGUGAACUUUGAGCCCCUCAAGCCGCUGUUCAUGCUUGCCUACUCUCGCUCUAGGACCGCUAUCCCAGCAGGCCCUGCCCUUCCCAACAUCUUCGGCUACCCUCACAGGAACUGGAAAGAGGCUGGCGCUCGCAAUGGGCUGCCCGCAGUUGGCCUCAAGCUUGCUACACUUGUACAAAGACUCCAGACUGCAUACCAGCUGACAACAGGGGGCAAGUUCCAAGAAGCGAUUGUGCGCCUGCAGCAGAUCCUGUUGAGUGUACCACUAAUCGUAGUUGACACCAAGCAGGAGGUCAGCGAGGCGCAGCAGCUCAUUGGCAUCUGUCGAGAGUACAUCGUCGGUCUGCAAAUGGAGAUUAAGAGAAAGGAGAUGCCAAAGGGCACGUUAGAAGAACAAAAACGGCUGUGUGAGAUGGCAGCAUACUUCACGCACUGCAACCUGCAGCCCAUACAUCAGAUCCUCACGCUACGAACCGCCGUCAAUCUCUUCUUCAAGCUGAAAAACUACAAGACAGCUGGUUCGUUUGCAAGACGGCUCUUAGAGCUCGGACCUCGACCCGAUGUCGCAACACAGACUCGCAAGAUCCUGCAGGCAUGCGACAAGAACCCAACCGACUCCCAUCAGCUCAAGUAUGACGAGCACAACCCCUUCAGCAUCUGCGGCGCAUCCUAUCAGCUCUUGUACAGGGGUAAGCCGCAGGAGAAGUGCGCAUUCUGCCAGACCUCAUACUGCCCUGACUUCAAGGGAACACUAUGCCAAGUGUGCGAGAUUUCCGAAGUUGGAAAAGACUCGAUCGGUCUACGAAUCAGCCCCAUACAGUUCCGCUGAUGUAGCCAGAACAUUAGAUCUAUCAUUAUAAUAAAACGGGCGUCUAUAGGAAUGGUCUGUACAAAGAAGUGCACUUUUUAAAUAGACCUUGCUAUUAGACCUUUGCUACAGGAAAAAAAAAAAACAUUUUAUCAUCUUCACAUCUUGGCUCAGCCCUGAUGGGAGAAUGUGAGAGCGUACCUUGUUAGUAGAAACCGAGGACUGUGAAUUAGGAUUAUAACGACAGGCCAACGUUGCAGAGCAAGAUAUCAACAGGUUUGGAUGAAGGUGUCCCGGGGAGCCGGACACUUCUGGCCAAAUGCCAAAAAUGCGAUUACUGUCCAAAACUGCUUGUAUGAAAAGGGACCAGGUAGAUGAGUGAGCAUUAGGAACUAUUAGUGAUUAUAAGUACAUUAAGUAAAAUAAACAAGAAACAUUGAUGAAA
Messenger RNA from Nematostella vectensis (starlet sea anemone), 4259 nucleotides. Its product is annotated as coatomer subunit alpha-like. Gene Ontology annotation, molecular function: structural molecule activity; protein binding. The transcript is spliced from 34 exons. Gene Ontology annotation, biological process: intra-Golgi vesicle-mediated transport; retrograde vesicle-mediated transport, Golgi to endoplasmic reticulum; endoplasmic reticulum to Golgi vesicle-mediated transport. Gene Ontology annotation, cellular component: COPI vesicle coat. Bases 161 to 3835 code for a protein of 1224 amino acids. The record is from RefSeq and is a predicted model, not a curated record. Lineage: Eukaryota; Metazoa; Cnidaria; Anthozoa; Actiniaria; Edwardsiidae.